Molecule: messenger RNA, 5742 nt
Organism: Limulus polyphemus (Atlantic horseshoe crab)
Lineage: Eukaryota; Metazoa; Arthropoda; Merostomata; Xiphosura; Limulidae
Product: transmembrane and TPR repeat-containing protein 2-like
Exons: 13
Coding region: 67-2823 (918 amino acids)
Biological process (GO): protein O-linked glycosylation via mannose
Cellular component (GO): endoplasmic reticulum membrane
Molecular function (GO): mannosyltransferase activity; protein binding
Source: RefSeq, a predicted model, not a curated record
CCACAUCGUCUAGCCCACAGUUUCAUUGGACGUUCACUGCACGACCGCCUCAGGACCACAAUUUGCAUGCCUGGGAAGGGUGCGCGUGCGCACUGGCGGCGGGAACGCGAGCCAUCGUGCCAGACGUUAGCGUGCCUCAAAGUGGGAAAGAUGGAACUCGGUGUUGUGGCUGUAGUGUCUGCUGUUGCCUGGGUAGUACAUUGGAACACGUUGGCUGCAGACUUCGCCUACGAUGACAGCCGAGCCAUCAAAACAAACCAGGACCUACUGCCCAGCACCCCCUUAUCUAACCUCUUCAGGGACGACUUCUGGGGCACCCCACUCAUUCACAGCGGUUCCCACAAGUCCUACCGGCCACUAUGUGUCUUUUCUUUCCGUAUAAACUUCUGGCUGGGGGGAUUUGAUCCCUGGGGCUAUCAUUUAGUCAACGUUCUUUUGCACGCCCUAGUUUCCGGUCUCUUUACUCACCUAGCGGCAGGAGUCUUUCUACAGCACUCGCUGCCUACUAUGGUGGCCGGCCUGUUAUUCGCCGUCCAUCCCAUCCACACGGAAGCCGUAGCAGGAGUAGUAGGUCGUGCGGACGUCGGCGCCUGCCUCUUCUUCCUGUUGGCCCUGCAGGCCUAUGUCCAGUACUGUAAGUGGCGGGAUAAAGAACCCGAAUACUGUGGUCGCCGCUGGAUGGCGCUUUACGGGGCGCUUGGACUAGCCACAGGGGCCAUGCUGACCAAAGAACACGGCAUUACAGUGCUUGGAGUGUGUGCUGUGUAUGACGUUUUGAUCCAGCACCGUCUAACACCUAGGGACAUUCCCUCGCUUCUGGUAGAGAAACGAUAUCAGGGUCUCCGCGAGGGGCUGCUACACCUGGUGGGAGCAGCCAUAGUGCUGGUGGGGUUCAGAGUUCAUUUAAUGGGCAGGAAGCCCCCGGAUUUCGCCCCAGCAGACAACCCAGCUGCAGACAGUGACAGUUUCGUGACUCGAACUUUAACCUUCCUCUAUCUCCCAGCCUUCAACUUCUGGUUGCUGCUAUGCCCACUGUGGCUCAGUUUCGACUGGUCUAUGGAAGCUGUGCCCUUGGUCUGCUCCAUCUUCGACCCCAGAAAUCUCGUAACCCUGUGUUUCUAUGGGGGAUUAAUUUAUACAUUUCUCUUUGUACACAGACACUUGCCUAGGAGGGGAGCUCCUUCAGAAAGUGCCUUUAGUCUAGUGGGCUCUACUAACACUUGCACUUGUCAGACUCUGAAUCAGAGUCCAAAACUUUCCUUUUAUUCGAACCACAGUGGACCAGCACAGAGACACAAAAAGUUUACUCCUAUAUUGAACAAUAACAACAACAAUCACGCCUUUAUUCAGUCAACUUGUAACGGACACCGUGUUUCCAAUGGAACCUGUAAUGCACCACCACCGGUGUGUCAGCCAACUAUCUGCUACUCCGCUUCCGACUGUUGCGAAUGUGCUGUAACCUGCUCGUACCGUCUGGACGCUGUGAUCCUCUCCCUGGCAUUCCUGGUACUGCCAUUCAUUCCAGCCACCAACCUGUUCUUCUACGUGGGCUUCGUUAUCGCCGAACGUGUGCUCUACAUACCCUCGGUAGGUUUCUGUCUGCUCGUUGGAUUAGGAUUAGAACAACUGUACAAGUACCAGGAGAGUUCCAGGAGAAGAAAAGCGUUGAUAUGUACCAUGGUGAUUCUGCUCGUCCUCUUCUCUGUGAGGACUUUCCGAAGAAACCUAGACUGGCGUACAGAAGAAAGCCUCUACAGAUCUGGUAUACACAUCAAUCCCCCAAAAGCAUACGGAAAUCUGGCUAACAUCUUGAGUGCUCAAGGCAAGAAGACGAAGGCCGAAUGGGCGUACAGAAAAGCACUUACUUACCGGUCCAAUAUGGCGGAUGUCCAUUACAAUUUGGGUAUAUUGCUACAAGAACAAGGAAGAUUCGAAGAAGCGCUGCAGAGUUAUAAAGUUGCGAUACAGUUUCGACCCCGGCUUGCAAUGGCCCAUCUCAAUAUGGGGUUAGUGCUGGGAAUUCUGGGAAGAAAAGAAGAAGCUAUUGAAGUUUACCGCCAUUGUGCCCAGCUAGACAGUGCAGGCCUGAAAGAUCCUAAGAAGCAUGAAAGUACUAAAAUAUCGGCACUUUUCAAUCUGGGUCGUUUGUACGCCGAUGAAGGAAAGUACCAUGAAGCUAUUGAUGUUUAUCAGGAAGCAAUGCACAAGAUGCCUGACCAUUAUCAACCACAGUCACUGUACAACAUGCUAGGCGAAGCCUUCUUCAAACUGGGAAAGUUCGUCGACGCCGAACAGUGGUACAAAGAGGCCUUGCGGGUCAAACCAGAUCACGUUCCUGCGCAUCUUACAUACGCGAAACUAUUAUCGAAAUGGCACCGACCUGUAGAAGCGGAGCAGUGGUUUCUUAAAGCAAUGUCUAUCGCUCCUAAUGACUCCAGUGUCUACCAGCAUUACGGUCAGUUUUUAUCAGAAUCAGAACGGCACAAUGAAGCCGCCGAAACUUACCUUCGAGCUGCUCAGUUGGCUCCUGAAGAAUACGAGAUCGUCUUCAACGCCGCUAACACCCUAAGGCAAGCUGGUCGAAAUGCGGAAGCCGAAGACUACUACCACUUAGCGGUCAAGUUACGGCCAAAUGAUGUAACGAGUCACAUGAAUCUAGGAGCCAUGCUUCACGUGAACGGAAAGCUUCUGGAAGCGGAGUCAAGUUAUUUGGAAGCUCUUCGUUUGAAACCUGAUGAUCCUAUUACCCAUAACAAUUUGCAAAAGCUUCGAAAUUUGCUGGCACAGAAAAGGAUUCAGCCCACACCUCAACACCGACGAUAAGCUGAAAUUAUAGACCGAAAAAAAGUAAGAAAAAAAGUCAAUGAUCUACUGGCGACGUUAAACGAUAAAUGAUAUUUCCAGCUGAAGAUCUCAUUAAGGGAAAGUAAAUGUCAGAUUUUGUUUCAGAAAAUAUAUGCCCUAUUUUACUGUCGCCAGCAAAGAACAUAAGAAGUGAUAGAAUGAAGAGAACUAUAGUUUAAACUCAAAAUAUAUAUAUAUAUACUGCCUUCCAUUAUUUUUGUCACACGAAGCAUUACUAGUGAUAUCAGAGAAUCACAACAAAGCUGCAGCUUAGAUCCAAGAGAUGAUGUUGCCUAGGAACCAGAAACUUUAACGGUGAUUACGUGGAUAGUCACAAUAGAACUAAAGUUUAGAUUUAAAAAAAAAAAUUGUAUUGCCUUACGUUACUGCUAGAAACAGGAAACCUUGCCCAUGAUGACGUGGUAGAAGUGUUACAGAGUUCAACUUUAGGCCUAAUGAACAUUGUUGGCAACUAACAAUUACUAUAGUGAUUGCCUGGAAGAUCCAGAAUGAAGAUGUGUAAUUGUAGCCCAAAUUAUUGCGUAAUGAUGUUGGCAACGUGUGUGUUUUAUUUGUUUGUUUUCUUAUCGGUAAUGGUUUAGAAGGACUUUAUCAAAGUUGUGGCUUUGGUGUUGAAAUUGGCAGAAAAUCAUUUUCAGAAAAAAAUGGGACAUGAAGGAACUAUAACAAUAUGGCUUGAUCUGCUGCCUCGUUUCGCUGAACGUGGCAUAUUUACCACUUUUCAAGGGACUAUUAAAUGCGUAGUUCUAGUUAGAAAGAGGACACACCAACCAUCUGCUUGACCAAUUAAUAAUGAGAUUCACCCCAAUCCUGUCAAUCCACUAACAACAAAUGUCUGUGCCUCAGAAAAUAAGAUUGUAACAGUAAAACGAAACAGCAGAUGAAUUAGCUUAUGCUUUACUAGUUGUAUUACAGUGGCCUAGUAUCUUAUGCUGUUAUAAAGUGGUAUAAUAUGUUUAUUGUAGAAACUUUACAUGUAUUGCUGCUAAGGGAUUACAGUACACAAAGCGAUAUUACUUCUUAAAGAUAUUCUUCCAAAUUUGCUUUUGAAAUUUCAGCAAAGGUAAGCUUGAGCUAGUUUGUAUAUUUAAUGCGGUUUGGGGCGACAUCUAUAAAAUCAAAUCAUCCAUUAGAAAUGAAAGAUAUAUAUAGUCCGAAUUCAGAAAUGUAAUAUUCUCAUCUAGAAUGAUAUAUUUUCUAUUUACGUAUGAAAAAAAAAGGUUUUCCCUUUGAAGUAAUUUAAUUUUUUUAUUCUAAUUUGAAAGUAAUAUAUAUAUAUAUUGCGCUUUUCUUUGAUGUUCCACAGUAAUUUUGAAGGUGUAAUUUUUACAUUUGCUUCAGAAGCUGUAAGACUAGAUGAAGAAGGAAACGACCUCACAUGUCGCCUAAAUAUACGUUUAAACCGAACAUUCAUUUUUUUUAUUGUUGGAUGUACAAGCUUCACACAUCUGUUGUAACAUAUUGUUGUGUUACAUGACACUUGUUUGGAGUGACACAAAGUUCACACCAUUCGUUUCUCAAUGACAGUGUCUCCUUGAAAUAACUGGAGGCUUUCUAGUCAAAUAUGGAUAUACAACUUUUGAAGAUAUUGUAUCUGUUCUAGAGCUUUAUUAUAUCAGUACUCUUGUGAUCUGAAUUUUAUCAUGGUUGUAGGGAAAUAUCUUAAAAGCGCACGAAAUGGUUUACCUUUACUUUCUCACUCGCAUCAUUCGUCAUCGAUACACUAAUCCUUAAUUCCACUAAACCAUCGCACUUUUAAAUUGAUUGUAGAUGUUGUGAAAGAAGAUAAAUGAAUAUAAGUUCGUAAAUAUCUCGGAUAUUAUGGAGACAAAUAAUGUUCCGACAAAAAUCAACUUAAUGUGUGUUACAAGGAAGUAAAACUGUACAAUAAACAAAACAAUAGAACAGCUUCCAGUUUCGAUUAACACCAGAACGGUGUUAUAAAAUGCUUUAGUUUUUUUUGUGUGUGGAAUACGUUAACACUAUUAAAAUCGUGCGUCACUGAUUGGUAUGCUUUUUGUUAUUGAUUUUUUUUCUCUCUCUCUUGAUGAUAUUGGAUAUGAAAAUCUCGAAUAUCAUCUUAUCUCUUGUAAGUUGCAUGCAAGAAAGUUUGAAGAACAGGAUUUGGGGAGAAUUAUACUUAUAAGUGAGGGUUCAGAAGUAUGAUAUGUGCUGGAUAUUUUGUCCGUAAAAAAAAAGAAAUUCAAACUUCAACCCAUUUUUUUUAUAUAUAUAUAUAUAUAUAUAUGAAGUUACAACGUAGAAAUUAUAAGUUAGUUGGUUUUUCCAGCUCUUUUUUUAUGUUUUUAAGGUUUGUGUUUAUUAAGAAAAAACAUUAUACUUAUAAAAAAAAAGACUUGUUAAAAAUAUUUUGAUGUAAUAAGAGAGUUAUAUUUGCUACUGAGAUAUUUAGAAAUUAUUUCUGGAUGGAAAUGGUAAACCAACGUGUCCAUCCUUUGUGACUCUGAAGGCACCUUUUUCGUUUGUUUUGUCUUCUGUAAAUUGAAUACAAAGGUUGAAAAUCCACACACACAAAAAAAAAUUUUCGCUUUAAGAAUAUAUUAAAUGAUGUUCUUUAAUGAUUGCUUUUCAAAUGUGCGAAAACGUUUUCACAACCCAGGACGGCAACGGUCAAGACUUUCAUCUUCUAGUCACGAGGUUGCGCUCUUUCUGGAACCGAUUUGAGAAUGUAAAGCUACUAAUCAUGUGAUCGUAUUCAAACUGUAGGAAAUUUUGAAGUUUGCGUUCAUCAUAUUAUGUUUGGAAUGUCGGUCUAUUUAGCCGAUCCUCUAAUCAAUAUAAUAAAUUAUUAGUUUGGAACUGAGGUAUGAAUGUAAAUAUGAUAUUGUGGGCGAUAAAUAAAUAAUUCUGGAAGAA